CCAAAAAGGAAGAAGUACGCAGUCCGGUUGGAGGAAGGCUUUGACGUGGAGCGGAUGGUAGAUAAGCUCCUGGAAGACCAUAACGAUUUGAUGAAUCUAAAGGACAUUUUGGCGUCGGCACCCAGACUCCGGGGCGAGCUGAAAGGGCGGCUCUCACGGAGGUUAGUGCCCAUUGUCCACCUGAGCUCAAUUCUGCCCAGGGAGAUAGAGUGGACAGAGGCAGGAACCAGGAUGGAUUGGAAAUGUGUAGCAUGUGGGUUGGUGGACUUGAAGGUGAGGGACCAGCCGAGCAUUGCAAUGGUGGACACGGGCGCGGAGAUGAAUAUCAUCCGGGAGCGGGACGCGACUAUGUUAGGGUUGGAAGUUGACCAUUCGGACCAUGGCGUGCUACAUGGCGCCAACUGCAAGGCCAUAUUCUGUGGCACCUCGUCUAAUGUGAUGGUGGAGAUCGGGAGGGUAAGGGCGCGAACGUGCUUCUUCGUCAUGCCCGACGUCGACCACCCCAUCCUUCUGGGGAGGUCGAUCCUCUGCCGAACGGAGACCUUGAUCUUCAACAGGCAUGAGGGGACGAUGAUCCUGGCUCUAUCCGAUCCGGCCUGCGGGAAUUAUAAAAUUAUUAAGUGCCAGAACACAGGGCCCGGAAGUGCAAGGAACAGGCUCAACCUCGGUUCCUUUACCUUCGAGGAGUCUGAGUACGCGCGACGGAGACUCCAAGAGGAGCAGGAGGAGGAAGGAGCGGGCGAGGUAUUGUCCCUGAGCCUUAAUGAUGUGAACAAGGCAAUGGAGGUGGUGGCGGCGCAUGAUAUGGCGGACCCUGAAGCUAUAAAGGCAUUGAGGGAGCAGGAUUUGCAACGAUUGAAUGCAGUGAUGGUGCGGGACGCGGGAGGAUUGCCGAACGCGGACGCCCUGCUAGAGUCAUGGGCAGGGAGGCCUAUAAUCUCACUUAUAGAUCUUUAUUCUAGGUAUGACCACUUUCUUGUGUACCCACCGAAUAGGCCGGUGACGGCGAUGCAUACGCCAAGGGGGCUGAUCCACAUGAACGUGGCCCCUCAGCGGUGGACUAAUGCGGUAGCAAUGGUGCAAAGGCACAUGAUUAGGGCCAUGCAAACGGUUAGUCCACAUAUUACCCAGCCCUAUAUUGACGAUCUGGCGGUCAAAGGCCCAAAGGAAAAGGAGGAAGAUGAAGUGAUGCCAGGAGUGAGGCGGUUCGUCUGGAAGCACAUCCAGGAUAUCGAUCAGGUUCUGGGUCUGCUGGAAGAACACUACCUGACGGCGAGCGGCCCCAAGUCGAAGCAUUGUAUGAGGGAGGCCACGAUUCUGGGCUUUGUCUGGAACGAGAAGGGGCGGAGGCCAGAUGUGAAGAAAACGGAUAAGAUCCUACAGUGGUCUGACUUUUCGAAGGCAGUCAUGCAGAGGGGCGGGAGGGACACACUGCCACGGCAGGGGCCCUAGAGGGUAGCAGGAGGGGGCGAGCAGCACGAGCCGCCUAGGAGGGAACCUACGCCUGAGUUCGAUGACGACAACACUGAGCUCUUCCUGGACGUA
Messenger RNA from Chara braunii, 1545 nucleotides. Lineage: Eukaryota; Viridiplantae; Streptophyta; Charophyceae; Charales; Characeae. The record is from the annotation of a GenBank genome assembly.